AUGUCAGUAGGUAUUUGCGGAGGUGGAUUAGCUUAACCUACAUUUAAACGUGCUUAUCGAAUGGUUUCACUUAAGAACAUUGUCAUACUUAAGAAGCUAUAAAUGAUAAAAGAUUCAGAUGUUCUGAUGAAGAUUAAUGUCAUUAAUAUAAUUAAGAUGGAUGUGAGUCUGUAAAUAGUCCUAAGAGAUGUUAUGUAUCAGAAUUUGUAUAUGUUAAAACUGCCAGAGAUGUGA
Paramecium sonneborni is the source of this 234-nucleotide messenger RNA. NCBI's taxonomy places the organism in Eukaryota, Ciliophora, Oligohymenophorea, Peniculida, Parameciidae. The record is from the annotation of a GenBank genome assembly.